UGCAUAUAUGGAGAGCACUGACUUUCUCAACAUAAGUUGCCUCUCGUGACAUGGUCCCGCAUCUACGGCCCGCCUGUUCUAAGUGUCACUUAACCUUUAAUGGACCUACUCAUGGCCGUUAUAAUGCCAAGAACUUCCAAUCUGCAUCAAUCCAGCCAUCUGCAUUGGAUAUCUCGGAUAAAAAAAUCAAAAUAUUGUAUAGACGUCCUUGACACGCUAAAACAUAACAACAUUCAACACGGCUGAAUCUCCUUAUCACGAUCGUAAAGUAUUUAACGAGCGCUUGUUCAUUGUUAACUUCAUAAACAUAACAAGAUAGGAAACUACCUUUUAUGGGGAAGAAGCUAUUGAGCAUUCAGCCGUGAAAUUAAACUUGCAUUGACCGCAUAACUAUCCUAGACCUGAACAUGUUUUCGUAUCUUUGUGAAUAUAGGAUAAUAUUAUUCUCUUGUUGGCGUUUUUAAUUUGACAUUCUGCAGAUACAAACAGCGAUAUCAAUGGCAUUAUUAAAUAAAAAUCAAAUGUACACCAUUGCCGGUGAGCCGGAGGAUGUUUCAGAAUACAUAUUAGCCAAAGGAUAUUUGCCAAAUGACAAAGAUUUACCAAAAACGUCUAUCCUGAGAAGUGGUGAUAGCGACGUUACGUAUCUUCUUUCAAAACUGUCUGAUGAAGAGCUUAUUAAACUCCUUAGCGAGCAACCGAAUAAGAGUGAAUACAACUUAAAGGACAUAGUCAAGAUUGCUUCCGAAUCGAAGUUUGCUGAAAACUACAAACCAGUUGUUGACUUACCAAGCAAACCUUUGCCUGUGAUUAAUGAGAUCUUAGAAAAUCAUAACAAAAAUAAGAGGUUUCAAACAAUUUCUGACAGAAAUAAACCACAAGGGGCAUUUUUUCGGUUAGAAAAUAAAGAAGUCGACCCUUUUCCUGCUAAAAAAGGCGGGGACCCUCAGUAUGAAGCUGUACAAAAACUGAACAAUUUACUUUAUAAUCGUCCAUCAGAAAUCGAACCUGAAGAUAAGGAUGACGACGAAGAAGAAAAGAAAGAACUAUUAUUUGAUGUUCUCGUAGCUCAAUUAAAAACACUCUGUUGUAAAAGAAAUAAGCCCACCCAGAAGAAGGACAAAACUAAAUUGAAACUUAAAGCUUUAUUAAAUGACAUAAUGCCACAAGCAACAGUUACCAAACCUUACGUGCCGGAACAUAAACAAUCACAAAGCACAAUGCCUAAUGAACAAAUGUUCUUAAUUAUAAAUGACGAAGUUAAGAGUAAUGGUAGUGAUGAUGGGCUCAUAUCAGUCGAUCCCGAGAGUCUCGGGUCAAAUAGUAGUGUAAUGUUGCUAGGCCCAAUAGCAACACCUCUUUCAGAAGCUCAACUAAAGAUAGUGAUGAUGCGUAUUACAAAUGAGUUGUCGAAACCAGAGUAUACAUCUCUUUUGCAACAAAUAUCAGAUGGAACACUUAGUGAUGAAAAUAUAAGGCUCGUGAAUAGCUUGGUAUCUGGACCACAAACACGAAGAUACAUCAAGCCUCACAGAUGUAACCACCAAUCUAAGCUUGCCAAAGUUUACGGAGGUCCUAAGUGGAUAGUUUGUACAGGAUAUUUAAAUUUGAAUACACCCAGCCGUUAUGAUUAAACUUAGGUUAUUAUAAUACGUAAAAUAAACGAAUUAAGAUUUAAAUUAGUUUAGGAAA
Molecule: messenger RNA, 1692 nt
Organism: Helicoverpa armigera (cotton bollworm)
Lineage: Eukaryota; Metazoa; Arthropoda; Insecta; Lepidoptera; Noctuidae
Exons: 4
Coding region: 498-1634 (378 amino acids)
Source: RefSeq, a predicted model, not a curated record